UCAACACCUCGCAGAGUCAGUGGAGAGCCGUGAGCACCUGUGUUCUCCAGAGUUGCAGCAUGUUUCCCGCGCCGCAUUUUAUUCACGUGGCUUUCGCUUAAUGCGCUGAACAUUUCUGGAGGACAUUUCUUUCCCAGCUCAUGUGACAUCUCAGCUGUCUUUGGAAUGAUGGGGACCUUACAUGACAGUAUUGGAUUUGUGCUCUUUUCCUGUUUGUCCAUUCAAGUUGGAUUUUCUCUCGAUGGAAUGUUUACCGAUUUCCCUACUAACAUCACUGCAAAGGAAGGGCAGAACAUUGAAAUGGCAUGUGCGUUUCAAAGUGGGAUGGCAUCAGUUUACUUAGAGAUCCAGUGGUGGUUUACUCGAGCUCCGGAGGAACUGAUUACAAGUGAGGAGGAUGAGGACGAUACUGAGAUGGAGCUGAUUCCAGAUCCAGAUCCUGAUGAAGAAGGGACUAAAAUAAGUACAGCCAAGGUCCAAGGCAAUGACAUCUCCCACAAUCUGCAGAUCUCUCGGGUGAGCAAGAAUGAUGAGGGUCUAUACGAAUGUCGCGUCACAGAUGCCAACUAUGGAGAACUGAAGGAGUACAAAGCUCAAGCCUACCUGAAAGUCAACGCCACCAUCCGCCCACGCAACAGGGCCAUUAAGAAGAGCUCUCCGCUGCACCUGACCGAUAAGAAACCUCGCAAGAGCAGCUCAGCUCUCGGCCAGGACAGCAACGGCUUGAGUUCAGACCAGAAGUCCCAGUCCACUUCUACUUUGCAGACGUCACACUCCAAAACAGUGGAGCACAGCACAGGGUCAGGUAUGAGGAUAUCCAUGAGUAAUGGACUCGCUAUUCUGCUUCUCACGUCCGGCCUCAUGAGGGGUGCGUGGCUAUAGUUUCAAGACAAUGACUCUUUUUUUUUCCCAGAAUCACUCUUAUUUCAGAGCCAAGAGAAAAUCGCCUGCUAUUUGGACGGAGCGGAAAGCACUGUUGUCCCUCAAUACUCCACCCAAUGUAGUCUAACAAUCAUCACCAGAAGCACCUUCGUUUCUAAAGCCUAGGAGAAGGAAACUGCCAUAAUGGACACGUGCUUCACACUACAAAUAAAACUCCGGACAGAACAAACAUGCACAGACGGGGUUUUGCACCCCAUAUAUUUUGGUUGUUUUUUGUUGACCUUUUAUCUCCAGCUGUGGAUUUAAUACAUGCUCUGAAGUUCAGAAGAGUCUAUAUUUGUGUAACAUAUGAAUAUAUGAACAGAUAUACAGUAAUUAUAGAGUAUCUGCUUACAAAUUCCCUCCACUCUGUACAGCCAUUCACUUGUCGUAUAUUCAUAUGCAAAAGCAGCCUUGAAGUGAAAAUAACAGCACCACUGCUUAGUACAUAUUGUGUCUGGAUCGCUAACUGAGCUCAGCUUGACUAUGUGGUAAACUGCAGUGGUUUGCAUUGUUUUUGGCAUAUUACAUGUGCUGUAUGUUCGUUGACUCCUCCAUCCUGUUGGUAACUCUGUGUUCCUCACAUCAUGUGAGAGGCACAUAAAGCUAGCAUGUAGCAUUUGAGCAUAGCCAUCAAUGGCAGAAAUCAAAUCUCUCACACAAUCAUGUCAUUUCAGAGCAUCAUUUCAGUGUAGUUGAAAAGAUAUUGUUUGGCUCUUAUUUCCUUUAUUUAUUUAUUUUUGAGGGUUUGGAGGGGCAGACGAAUCGAUUGAAAGAAAUGUCCUGAGCUUUCAACCUUCACGAGUUACAUGACCUUCAGCACCACUGAAUGCUGUGAUUGUGUCCUCCUAAACAUCUCAAGUACAUUUCACCCACGUUUAAGUGCUGAAGAUGAUUGCUUUUCACCUCUUGAAGCGGCUGUCGUUUCCGCACUGUGUUUACCAUCUUCAAGAUCAUGCUGCAUCAUGGAUUUCCACUAAAGCUGAAAAAAAU
Messenger RNA from Carassius auratus (goldfish), 1914 nucleotides. RefSeq names its product V-set and transmembrane domain-containing protein 2A-like. Gene Ontology annotation, cellular component: membrane. The record is from RefSeq and is a predicted model, not a curated record. Lineage: Eukaryota; Metazoa; Chordata; Actinopteri; Cypriniformes; Cyprinidae. The transcript is spliced from 5 exons. Bases 166 to 882 code for a protein of 238 amino acids.